Cordyceps militaris CM01 is the source of this 372-nucleotide messenger RNA. RefSeq lists its product as uncharacterized. The record is from RefSeq and is a predicted model, not a curated record. The coding region runs from base 1 to 372 and encodes 123 amino acids. Lineage: Eukaryota; Fungi; Ascomycota; Sordariomycetes; Hypocreales; Cordycipitaceae. The transcript has 4 exons.
AUGACCUGCGCUUCGGCUCAUUACCGAGUCGCCAAAAAGCCAAGGUCCAUUCCCGUCAAGGCAGAAGCAAAUUCACACCAGUACGUCAAAGCGGCAACUACGGACGCUAUCUUCGGGCAGAUAUGGGGGCAUCGAGGGGAGAGGAGACAAGCCGUGCUACUUGGUGAGUACGAUACUGAGUACAAGUCCAUCCCACCUCGCAUUGCCGGACUAGUCACGCGCAAGUGCAUACUGACUGUAUCAGCACCUGGGAUAACUGCCGUCGACGAUGAAAUCAUGCAGUGCUUCCCCAAGGUGCGAUCGACGCCUCCCAGAUGUCCCCCAGUCCACUCCAACCCUCACGUAUUAUCGCCAACCGAUCGAAUUACGUAA